Messenger RNA from Magallana angulata, 2289 nucleotides. Its product is annotated as phosphatidylinositol 3-kinase 1-like. The record is from RefSeq and is a predicted model, not a curated record. NCBI's taxonomy places the organism in Eukaryota, Metazoa, Mollusca, Bivalvia, Ostreida, Ostreidae. The transcript has 3 exons. Gene Ontology annotation, cellular component: sensory dendrite. Gene Ontology annotation, biological process: taxis; sensory perception of mechanical stimulus; proprioception. Bases 481 to 1884 code for a protein of 467 amino acids.
GCCUACUUAUUCAGUUAUCUGCAAUAAUCAUACAUGGAUUGAAAUUAUUACAUAUUGUUAUGUAACCAAGACAACGAUUGAUUUCGUCAUGUCCGAUUUCGGACUAUUAAUUUAAAAUCGAUAAAUAGGAGGAUGCACUGUGGUUUGGGUUUAUUAGUUACCUCUACACUCCAGUUCUGUUGCUCUGCAAAACGUCAAAAAAAAGUACACAUCAACUAACACCAACUCACAAGUUUUCAUUUUCGUUGAGCAGAUUCAUUAGUUGAAUCUAUCGACCAGUUGUAUCACAAAAUGAAAUGAAGCUGAAAACCUGCGCUUUUACUACACUGAGAGAGUAAAAGGAAAGAAGCUGCCUUCAAUUCUAUCCUCAACACAUACAGAGUGAUGGAUGAUAAUUUACGAAAACCUGUAGUGAAAAUUUUAAAUUUUUAAUUAGGAUCCAUAUCAAAAAGCGUGAGUUUGUGAAUUUUUCAUUAAGCAAUGGAUAUGAUACCGACAACUGACCUGAAUUCCAAUCACUCGGAAUCAGAGGAUCGACAUUUCAGUAUAGAAUUGAAUAAUAAUCCACAAAACAACGAAAAUGGAACUAAAUUAAGUAAAACGGAAAAUAUAAUCACCGGAAAAGAAAACUCAAAUUCAUUAGAAGACGACAAAGUUAAUGAAAGUGAUUUACGUAGCGAAAUGAAAGGAAAAAAGAGUGCCGAGAUUAGUAACCGUCCCCUAGCAAAAGCAAGACCUUUGUCUACAAAAAGUAACCGUAGUACUGAUUCCAAAGAUAAAGGCAAAAGAAGAGGACCGAGUCAUCUCUUGAAAGGUAAACUCUUGGACAAACGAAGAAGCAGUUCAUCUGAUCUUGUCAAAGGAAAAGGGCCGACACUGUCAAAAAAGCUUGUAAAAAAGCAAGAGAUAUCCAGACAGUCUGGAGUAGCUGGAGGAUCAACCCAAGACAACGAGCAAACAGGCUCAAAGCUAAGUAUAACAGAGGAACCUGUAAAACCAAAGGACAAUGGUGGUAGACCGGACAGUUCAAAGAGUAAAAUGACGGGAAAUGGACAUAUUAAUAUAGAUAGUGCCAACCAAACAGACAAAAUAAAAGCUCUGUCUCACGAUAAUAAAACAAAACCCACUGGAAUUAAAAAGACGUGGCAGAGAUUUAAAUCUGAGAAAGUGAAAGAAAAACAGUUAAUUUCUUCACAAGGAAAUGGGUCAUUACCAAAAGACGCACAAUCUUCAAAUGUUGGAGACAACAGUGUAGAGAAACAAAUACUGGAAGAAACGAUAACAAAACCUGCUGCAAUUCUAACAAAAAACACCUCGAACGAAAAACCAAAAGAUAUCUCAGAUAUCAAGGAAUCGUUUACAUCAGAUUUAAAUCAAGUGUCAACGAACGAAGGCGAAUGUUCCAACUCGGCCACAGAGCACGCUGUUCAGUAUGCAAACCAUUCUAAAGAUCCCGAAGAUGAAAAGACAAAAUCAGUGGUGUCUAAUUCCGACUCAUGGAUUCAAUCUGCCAUACCGUAUCUUCCAUUAGGAUUAUCAGCGAUUUGCUUAUUGAUGAAUAUCAUCAUACCUGGUUCAGGGACGGUAUUGAGUGGAUUUUCCAUCCUCUUUUGUGGCGAGACAAGGAUACAAGCAAAAGAAGACCAAAAGACUGUGACGCUUUGCGUCAACGUGUGGGUGGGCGUGUCCCAGCUGUUCACCGUCACCUUCCUGUUUGUGGGGUGGUUCUGGAGUCUGGCCUGGGGCAUCAAACUCGUCACGCUCUCAGUGGAAUACAAACGGCAAUUAAAACAGAAGAGGGAAAGGGAAUUACAAGUCAUUGCUUUGAAAGCUUUUGGAUCAUCCAUGCAAGUACGUCCAAUGUUUUCCGUAGUUACCGAGUGAUCAAAAACAGUGGAAUGAUGGCGACUGAAGUUCGGAGCUUGAAAUAACCAAACAGUUAUAUGUUAUCUGUGAUCCAAUGAUAUAUUAAACAAUUACAAAAUCACAGAAUGCAUGUCAUCAUAAACGAUAUAAAGGGUUAGACCAAAAAAUAUCAUAUUGCCGUUUCUUCUUGUUUAAAUAUUGACACAGUCGAUAAAUUUAGAAUACCAAUUGGUUAUUGCGUUAUUUGUUUGGUUUUUUUUUCUUGAAACACUUCUCUUGAUAUUGAUUAACAUGAAUGUAUAAAAAAUAAUUUUUAAUCCCAUAUGCUUAUUUUUCUAUUUACCUUACAUUUUAUGAAUACUUUACUACAAUGACUUGGAUGCUUUAUCGCCUAUAUUUAUAAUUCAACCCAAAAAAUGGACU